Messenger RNA from Micromonas commoda, 1548 nucleotides. Its product is annotated as mRNA cap enzyme. Gene Ontology annotation, cellular component: nucleus; cytoplasm. The record is from RefSeq and is a predicted model, not a curated record. Gene Ontology annotation, biological process: snRNA import into nucleus. The transcript has 2 exons. The coding region runs from base 1 to 1506 and encodes 501 amino acids. NCBI's taxonomy places the organism in Eukaryota, Viridiplantae, Chlorophyta, Mamiellophyceae, Mamiellales, Mamiellaceae.
AUGUCAGGACGGCUUCCUCCGAGGAGGGAUAGCGUGAAGGCAUCUCGCCUCUCGACGCAGCUGCAAAAGCGAAGAGAUGCCGCGAGACAGCGCCAGAGGGACGCCCGGCGCGAUCUGACCGACCACGCGCGGUCGCUCGCGUUCGGCGCCGAGGACAGCGGGUCGGAGGCGGGCGCCACGAGAGCCGUGGGCGAUCAAGACGCGAUGCACCGGUCCAGCUCUAACCCGCAGGAGCUGGCGCUCGAGCACCCGGGCACGUCAUCCACGGAGGCCUGGCUCGAUGUCGCGCAAAUGGGGAGGGAAUCGCACCACGAGCGGUCCCCGCGGCACAGGCGCUCGAGCUCGGCGCCCGGCAAGUGGUCGCGCGAGUCCGUCGCUCGCUUCUCGGAGUCCCAGUUCAUGCUGCCGGAGUGGAUGGUGGACGUGCCGCCGGACCUCGGGCACGCGUGGUUCGCCACGCCCCGUCCCAAGGGGCAGCGCGUGCUGGUAAUAUCUUCGAGGGGCUGCACGGUGUCAAGGCUCAAGAACGGGCGGGUGCUGCACCGGUUCCCGUCCGCGCUUCCCGGCGGGUCGCAGCGCACGAAGCACGGCAAGGCGGAGGACUCCUUCUGCAUCCUGGACUGCGUGUUCCACCAGGAGGACGGCGUGUACUACGUCAUGGACUGCAUGGCGUGGAACGGCAUGAGCAUGUACGACUGCACCGCGGAGAUGAGGCUGUCCUGGCUCUACUCCAAGCUCGGCGACCCGGAGACGGCGGAGUGCGAGGCGGCGACGGGGACGGGGCCGAACAACAGGUACAGAUUCGCCGUUCCCCCGACGCACAACUGCGACGCGAGCGGCCUGCGCGCGGCGUACGGCUCCCCCGUCCCGUUUCGGCGCGAUGGGAUCCAAUUCCUGGCUAAAGACGGCAAUUACGAGCUGGGAGUGACGCCGCUCGCGGUGAUGUGGAAGGAUCCAAACACGAGCGAUUUUUUCCUCGACGAGAACCCCGACGGAUCCGACACGCAGCGCGUCGUGCUGUCGCUGCAGUCGGCGACCGGCGACGUGGUGACCGGAGACCCGACGCCGAUCGCGCUCGCGAGGUUGCCCGCGCAAUUUUUGGAGUCGGCGGGCAGGGCGGCGGAGAGCGCGCCCGCGGGUGGUGACUCGAUCGGGCGCGACGGGACGUGGCGAGGAAACGGGGGACUGCGGGACGGCCUUCUGCUGCGGUUCGCGGUGGGCAAGGGCGGGUUGCAGAUCCAGGACGGGCUGCCGGUGGCGGCCGACCUCGUGUACGAGGGCAUAGCGAAUCAGCGGCGAGGUGGUGCGGACACGAUGACGAAGAUUUUGUUUCAGUACUACGCGCGGCGAGAGCCAAUCACGAUUGAGGAGAUUGGGAUGGCGGUCGAAACUCAGGCUCGCGAGGCCGCGAUGGCCGCCUCGAGCGGGUCAUCGGCGUCCAGCGUGUCGAUCGCGCGAUCUUCCCAGUCGUUCUCGGGGAUUCCAAACGGGCUCUUCGACUUUUAACUCUUAGUUGUAUAUCAAUCGUCUGUGAGCUCAUCGUCAGUC